AUGGAAAGCUCUAAGGCAAACGAUCUAUUCAUGGCCGAGGAAAACCGUGAAGGCGGCGAAGUCAUGGGUGUUUGUGAAGGGUAUGAGGGGUACACUGCUGAAGAGGAGAAGGCUGUCUUGCGCAAAAUUGAUAUGGUCAUUCUGCCUUUUGUGGAGCAAGGCACAGCAGCCAUCACCAGCAUCAAGAAACAGGACCCCUCAGCCAAUAUCGAUCUGAUAACAAUGGACCUCAUGGGCCUCACCAGCGUCGUCGCGGCCGCGAACCCCUUCCUCACUCUCGAAUCGGCCCUGCAUGGUCUGGUCAAAAACGCAGGCAUCACGGCGACGCCCUUCGAAACAACAAAUGAAAGCGACGAAGCUCAGUGGCAGACUAACUACCUCACUGGGUUUUAA
This is a messenger RNA of Penicillium maclennaniae, 393 nucleotides long. RefSeq lists its product as uncharacterized. The transcript has 2 exons. Bases 1 to 393 code for a protein of 130 amino acids. Lineage: Eukaryota; Fungi; Ascomycota; Eurotiomycetes; Eurotiales; Aspergillaceae. The record is from RefSeq and is a predicted model, not a curated record.